This is a messenger RNA of Daldinia childiae, 1146 nucleotides long. RefSeq names its product COBW domain-containing protein 1. The coding region runs from base 1 to 1146 and encodes 381 amino acids. The transcript has 5 exons. Gene Ontology annotation, cellular component: cytoplasm. Lineage: Eukaryota; Fungi; Ascomycota; Sordariomycetes; Xylariales; Hypoxylaceae. The record is from RefSeq and is a predicted model, not a curated record.
AUGAACUUUGACGAAGAUGUACCUCCAGAGCUUGUCGAGGCUGAGACAGGCCUGCAAGAGGAGAAACUUGUCAAGGUGCCCAUCACCAUCGUUACUGGAUACCUUGGAGCCGGAAAAACAACUUUGCUUAACUACAUAUUAACUGCUCGGCAUGGCAAAAGAAUUGCUGUCAUCAUGAACGAGUUCGGUGAUUCACUCGAUAUUGAGAAGUCAUUGACGGUCAACAAGGGCGGCGAGCAAGUCGAAGAAUGGCUCGACGUCGGCAACGGCUGCAUCUGUUGCUCGGUGAAGUACCGUCCAACUACGGACUCCGGAGUCAAUGCUAUUGAGUCACUUAUGGAGAGGAAGGGUGCCUUUGAUUACAUUCUUUUGGAAACUACUGGACUGGCCGAUCCUGGUAACUUAGCCCCCUUAUUUUGGGUCGACGACGGUUUAGGGAGUACCAUCUAUCUCGAUGGAAUCGUCACACUGGUCGAUGCGAAGAAUAUUCUUCGAAGCUUAGACGACCCAUCAGGGAAAGUCGAGGGCCAUGAUAACCAUGGACCCCUCAUGACGACCGCCCAUGUCCAGAUUUCCCAUGCAGAUGUUAUCGUUAUUAACAAGUCAGAUCUGGUUGAACCUGCGGAGCUUAAGAAUGUCGAAGAACGAAUACAGGCGAUUAAUGGCCUUGCAAAGAUUCAUAUAACGAAUCAAAGCGUUGUGCCUCAACUGGAAGGCUUCUUACUGGACUUACAUGCAUAUGACCAAGUUGAGGCUUUGGAUACUGCAGGAAAGGGACACAGCCAUCUUGACCCUACUAUUUCCACGGUUUCUAUCAAUGUGCCGCCUUUAGCCCCUGGGCAACUUGAACUAGUUGAUAGCUGGAUAAGAUUGCUCUUAUGGGAAGGCCAAGUACUGGGAGAACCGACUAGCUCGACUGAACCUAUCGAAAUCCAUCGCCUAAAAUCCCGUCUAGUUUUUAAGGACGGCAAGGUGAAGAUGGUGCAGGGUGUUAGGGAGGUGUUUGAAAUUUUCGAUGGAGAACAAGCGUCCAAUGAAGAUGGUGUAGUUCCGCAAGCUGGGAAACUUGUUCUUAUUGGAAGGGGUGUGCAGGGGAUCAACUUUGAGACAAGCCUACUGAACGCAAUCCAAGAUAUAGAGAGCUAG